Molecule: messenger RNA, 1110 nt
Organism: Solea senegalensis (Senegalese sole)
Lineage: Eukaryota; Metazoa; Chordata; Actinopteri; Pleuronectiformes; Soleidae
Gene: dnajc27
Product: DnaJ (Hsp40) homolog, subfamily C, member 27
Exons: 5
Coding region: 287-871 (194 amino acids)
Molecular function (GO): GTPase activity; GTP binding
Source: RefSeq, a predicted model, not a curated record
UAAUUGACUUAUUUGAUGUAUGCGGCUAGCGGACCCGCUGCGUCUGUGCCGUGUGUUACGAUGGCAGCACAAUCCAAACACUAGCUCUCAUGCUAAACCAGGUCGCGUCAUUCAUUUGACCGAUCAUAAUUAUUCGAUUUAAGGUUCGAGUAAAUCUCAAGUCGCCAGUUUGCCAACGGUUGCUCGUUGGCCGCGUUGGCCGCGUUAGCCGCGGUUGGUUCCAAUAACAACAGCAGAGUCAUCGACACUGAAGAACACUUGAAACCGAACUGGAAAAUCAGUUCCGAUGGAAACGAACGCGCCGAAAAGACGAGACAAUAAAAAAUCACUGCGUGUGAAGGUGAUUAGUCUCGGAAAUGCGGAGGUGGGGAAGAGCUGCAUCAUCAAACGUUACUGUGAGAAGAGGUUUGUUCCCAAGUAUUUGGCCACAAUCGGUAUCGACUAUGGAGUCACCAAAGUUCAGGUGCGUGACAGAGAGAUCAAAGUGAACAUCUUCGACAUGGCGGGACAUCCUUUCUUCUACGAAGUGCGUAAUGAGUUCUAUAAGGACAGUCAGGGCGUGCUGCUGGUGUACGACGUCGGCCUCAGGGAGAGCUUCGACGCCCUCGACAGCUGGCUGGGCGAGAUGAAACAGGAAAUGGGCUCCCAGGCCAACAUGGACAGCAUCGUGUUCAUCGUCUGCGCCAACAAGGUGGAUCUGACCAAGCGGCGGGUGGUGGACGAGGGGGAGGGCCGUCUGUGGGCGGAGUCCAGAGGGUUUCACUACUUUGAGACGUCAGCUCAGAGCGGCGAGGGAAUCAACGAGAUGUUCCAGGUCACAUUUUGUCACUGUAAAAAUCAUGUGAAACAAUCGUAUGAGUUAUACCAGUGAAUUUCUGUUCAUCGUCAGUGUAGAAAAUCACCACAAGAGGGAGCUGCAUCUUGUUUUUCACUUAUUCAAAUCAAGUCACAAUAUUAUCACGAUAGUUAAGUCACGAUAUUAUCACAACAUUUAAGUCACGAUACCAAAAUAUUAUCAUGAUAGUUAAGUCCCGAUAUUAUCAUGCUAGUUAAGUCCUGAUAUUAUCACGAUAGUUAAGUCAUAAUAUUAUCACGAUGGUUAAGUCACGA